GAUUCUGCGCGAAGUUAUAUCCGUGUAACUCUUAGCUUCUGGUUAGCAUACAAGCUAAAACAUCUCUGUUUGGCUUUUUAUUCAUUGCUGCUGUGCUAUAGGCUGAUUUACAGAAGAACCAAAGACUUCUGGGUCCGACAUAAUGGACAGUGAAAUGUCUGACGCGGACCCCCUACCAGGUCCUGAGGCCAGUGGUAUGGAGGGGGAGAAUGCCCCACUGUACUGUAUUUGUCGGAAACCAGAUAUCAACUGCUUCAUGAUCGGCUGUGACAAUUGCAAUGAGUGGUUCCACGGUCACUGCAUCAACAUCACUGAGAAGAUGGCAAAGGCAAUCCGGGAGUGGUACUGCAUGAGAUGCAGAGAUGAAAACGCCUUCCUGGAAAUCAAGUAUCGAUCCAAGAAGAACCGUGAUCGAGACGUCGACUCGGACAAAAAUGAGAGACAGUACAGCACACCGAGUACCCCGGACUACAGGAGUGAGAGGCGGCGGGGAUCCAAAGUGAAGCGGUCGGUCCGUAUGUGUGGAGAGUGUGAGCCCUGCCGGAGGACUGAGGACUGUGCGCAGUGUGACUUCUGCAAAGACAUGAAGAAGUUUGGAGGCCCCAACAAAAUCAGACAGAAGUGUCGGUUCAGGCAAUGUGAAGUUCGAGCAAGAAAAAUGCUGCGUGUGAAAGAGGAGGAGAUGUCUUUGAGAGAAAGGAGGGAGAAUUCCCAUUACAGGCGGAGACGAUACUCCGAGGACUACGACAGUGAGGCCGAGCUCUACCAGCAGUACAGGGCGGCAGGACUGGACGACGGCUUGGCGUGGGCCAGUGACGACGACGACGAGUUGCCCUUCAGUCCCGUCAUGCGUAAGAAAGCUAUCAAGGUGAAGCACGUCAAGCGUCGGGAAAAGAAGUUUGACAAGAAAAAAGAGUCACGUCGCCACAAACAGAAGCAGAAGCAUAAAGACCGAAGCCGACACAGUGAGAGAGGAGAGCUUCGAGACAACACGGGGCUGCGUCAGUGCCUCGGGCCCAACUGUGUGAAAGCAGCAAGGCCCAGCUCCAAGUACUGCUCCGAGGACUGUGGCAUGAAGUUAGCUGCCAACCGUAUCUAUGAGAUCCUGCCUCAGCGCAUCCAGCAGUGGCAGCAGAGUCCCUGCAUCGCCGAGGAGCACGGCAAGAAGCAGCUGGAGCGCAUCCGCCGGGAGCAGCACAACGCCCGCAUGCGCCUCACCGAGAUGGAGCGGCGCUUCCACGAGCUGGAGGGCAUCAUCGCCAAGGCCAAGCAGCAGGCGGUGCAGCAGGACGAGGAGGUGAACGAAGGCGACAGCGAAGACACUGACCUGCAGAUUUUCUGCGUGUCCUGCAGUCACCCCGUCAACCCCAAAGUGGCUCUGAGACACAUGGAGAGAUGUUACGCCAAGUAUGAGAGUCAGACCUCCUUCGGGUCCAUGUACCCCACAAGGAUAGAAGGGGCAACUCGACUCUUCUGUGAUGUUUACAACCCUCAAAGCAAGACGUACUGCAAGAGGCUUCAGGUUUUGUGUCCAGAACACUCCAGAGAUCCUAAGAUCCCGGUGGACGAGGUGUGCGGCUGCCCUCUGGUGAAGAACGUGUUUGAGCUGACCGGAGAGUACUGCAAGGUCUCCAAGAGGAAGUGCAACAAACAUUACAACUGGGAGAAGCUGAGGCGAGCCGAGGUGGACUUGGAGCGAGUCAGGGUGUGGUACAAGUUGGACGAGCUCUUCGAGCAGGAGCGUAACGUCCGGACUGCGAUGACCAACAGGGCCGGCCUGCUCGCUCUGAUGCUCCACCAAACCAUUCAGCACGACCCCUUGACCACCGAUCUCCGUACCAACAAGGAUAGAUAGUCCUCGAAAGCUGUAGAUGAGGCUUUUACAAUUAUAGUACACACUGUGUUUCCAAGCAGAAAAUUAUUUUAAAAAAGUGUGACGAUGAUAAAAUAUAUAUGUAUAUAUAUUUUCUGGAAAGUGUUGAUUGGCGGCUACUGAUUAGAAACUGUUUUUGGUAUGGUCACUUAGAAUAAACAGUUGACAAUGUUAUUGGCUUUCUGUGUUUUUAAGGUUGCACUUGUAUUAUUUUAGAAUGCAGAGUAAUGAGUGUUACUUUUCAUUUGUCCAUCAAAUAUUGCUUCCACGUUUCUCUUCAGGGCACAUGAUUCUGGUGGGUGAAUUUUAACCCAUGGGACAUAAGUUUCAUACUGUAGGUCAAAAGUAAGUUUUCUAGACAAAUUUCUAUAUUUUUUGUCUGUUUUUUUUAAUUGAUGCUUGACAUUUUUGCAUUGUCUGGUUAUAGAUAUGACUGGAAGUGUCGACUGUGUGAGCCUCCUCCAACACUUUGUGUAUAGAUGAAUAAACUA
Messenger RNA from Salarias fasciatus (jewelled blenny), 2364 nucleotides. It is a transcript of the gene cxxc1b, whose product is annotated as CXXC finger protein 1b. Lineage: Eukaryota; Metazoa; Chordata; Actinopteri; Blenniiformes; Blenniidae. Bases 143 to 1855 code for a protein of 570 amino acids. Gene Ontology annotation, molecular function: zinc ion binding; DNA binding. Gene Ontology annotation, cellular component: Set1C/COMPASS complex. Gene Ontology annotation, biological process: positive regulation of DNA-templated transcription. The record is from RefSeq and is a predicted model, not a curated record. The transcript has 14 exons.